Molecule: messenger RNA, 2898 nt
Organism: Aphanomyces invadans
Lineage: Eukaryota; Oomycota; Saprolegniomycetes; Saprolegniales; Verrucalvaceae
Exons: 3
Coding region: 111-2378 (755 amino acids)
Biological process (GO): lipid biosynthetic process
Source: RefSeq, a predicted model, not a curated record
GACCAUGCAGCGAGUUACUCACUUGGCCAGAGUCGCGGCGACAGCACGGACGCCGUGACCGAUACGAAGCGACUUACCACUCGGAGCACUUGCCAUUCUUCUAGGGGACGAUGGCCGGAUUCAAACAGUUUUUCAGACGUGUACACGAACAACGCGGUGUCACCACGGACGCCUCGACCGAGUCGUCGUCGUCUGUGUCGUCGACGAUCAAGGUGCCGUCAAUACCAGCCACGACGACGGGCGCCGCAGCAGCAUCCAAGGUGAAGCACCAUGCCUCCCACACCAACCCCGCGUGGGCCAUCCGGACGUUUGAUGAAACCAACAUCGUGGCGAUCCUCCAGCGCCGCGCACGGGACACGCCACACGUCGUCGUGUACACGUUCUUGGACGAUAAGGGCCGAGAGACGAGCACACUCACGUACGCCGAGGUGGACGCGGGCGCCAAGCAAGUCGCCGCGCUCUUGCAGACGCAGCACAAACACAAGUUCCAACCCGGCGACCGCGUCGUUCUGUGCUACCCACCCGGCCACGACUUUACCGUGGCGUUCUGGGGCUGUCUGUACGCUGGCGCGAUUGCCGUCGCCGUGUAUCCGCCGCAUCCACUUUUCCUCCAAAAAGACCUCCCUCGCUUCAACGUAAUGGUCCGCGACACGAACGCACACAUUGUGUUGACCAACUCCAAGUACAGAAACAUGGCCAAGCUCGGCGCGAUCAAGUCGUUCUUAACAAUUGGAAAGAAGCAUGCCUCGCCGGACGCGCCAUCGUCGCCGAGGGGGUCGGGUCGCAAGGACGACCUCACCAAGUGGCCGGAGCACCUCAAAUGGUUCAAAACGGACAAAGUUACCGUGCCCGCAGCCGCAUUCGACGCGUCGUACGUGGCAUCUCUCGACCCGUCCAACGUGGCGUUUUUCCAGUACACGUCUGGGUCGACGGAAGAUCCCCGCGCGGUCAUGGUUACGCACUCCAAUAUCCACGCGCAGGGGCUGCUGUGGGACUGGUGUGCCAGCGGCGACACCGUGCUCGGGUGGCUGCCGCCGUACCACGACAACGGCCUCUUGGCGUUCAACCUGAUGCCAAUUUACGUCGGCAACAAGUCGGUCCAGAUGUCUCCGAUCGCAUUCAUCAAAGACCCGUCGAUUUGGAUGCGCAUGGUGUCCAAGUACAAGGCAGGAUACACAUGCGGCCCCAACUUUGCCUACUUGCUGGCUGCCAAGCGCACGUCCGACGAGGUCGCGGCAUCGCUCGACUUGACGUCGCUGCGGAAUGCCGCGUGCGGGGCAGAGCCGAUCAAGCCCGAGUUCCUCGCGCUGUUUGCCGACAAAUUCAAACGCGCCAACUUUCACGCGGGUCAGUUCAACUGCGCGCUGGGGAUGGCGGAAGCGACCCUGGUCGUGACGGGGUAUCCCGACGCGGACAAGCGGGGACCACCCAAGACGCUCGUCGUGGACCGCACGAUUUUGGAGGAACACCACCGGUUUCAAGUGAUCUCGAACGGCACGUUGGCCGAGCUUGGCGACAAAACGAGCGACGUCCACGGCUCGGCGCAUUUCCGGCAGUGCAUCCACUUCACCGGCCUCGGCUACUUUGGGCGGACGUACGACCUGCGCAUCGUCGACCCAGUCACGCUGGACGAGGUGCCCGAAAGCCACGUCGGUGAGAUUUGGAUUCACGGACCUAGCAUGGCCCAGCAAUACUGGAAUCGUCCUGACCUGACUCGCGAACGCCUCCAUGCGACAUUGCGCGACGACCGCACGACCAACUACGUCCGAACGAACGACCUUGGCGUGGUUUUGGACGGCGAACUCUUUUUUGUCGGGCGCAUGUCUGACAUGAUUGCCAUGGACAACCGAUGGGUGAGCCCCCAGACGAUUGAGGACUCGGUCGAGCGCGCCAGCGACUACAUCCGACCGGGCUGCGUGAGCUGCUUUACGCUGCCAGUGGAAUCGUCUCACGGCAGCACCAGCCACGACCCAGCUCUGAUCAUUGUCGCCGAGCUCAAGCACGACAUGAAGACAGUCACAAACGGCCAGGCGAUCGUCGCGUCCAUCUGCCGCGCCGUGUGGCGCCAGAUCUGGUUCGACAACCACCUUCAGGCUGCGACCAUUGUCCUCAUCCAGCCCAAGUCGGUGCCGAAAACCACGUCCGGCAAGCUCCAGCGAUGGCGCGCGCGGCACAUGUUUACUCACGACCAGCUCCGAGUCCAGUGCGUGUACAACCACUCGGUCGCGACCAAAGUCGACAAAUCCACUCGCACCGUCGCCGAGUGGAACGAAGUGAUGGCGCAAGCCUUCCUGACCACACGAAACUUGAGCCGUGUCGCGCCGGCCGACGACGACAGCCCCACUCGACGUCGGGACGGGUAUGCCGUCGCGGUGUAGUAGCAGAUCUCGUGAUAGGAUGUUAACAUUAUUGACAAGGACGACGGUCCUCCGACACACACGUGCCUUGACGCCAGGCCGCGUACUUUGCGGCGUUGCACGAUCUUCGCCAAGCCACAGAGGGGUUUUCGCUCGGCGCUAACAACGCGAUCGAGGGGAGAAGGGCGGCGACCAACUCACGAGUACGUUGCAGCCGUCGACGCACGCCAAACCAACCAGUCCUUCCCCAAGCAUCGCUAGCGCCCAUCGUCAGCGCUGUCCUUUCGUGUUGGCUGCCAAAGGCGACGCAAAAGGUCUUUCGAUCGUGCAAAGACCAACAAGUGUACAAGAUGACCUUGUGGACACACGUAGCGGCAUCCUAUCGAAAGGUCGCAAGCGCUUUUCAGUCGUCCCAUAGAGUUGCCAGCUCUAGGAACAUUCCAUUAGUUCAUGCCAACGCGCCAGCGGCUCGUUGGCGCCUCGUUGGAUGGUUGGCCGGCCGGCGCAACUCCAACUGGCGUCCUCUGCCUCCAAGACGACA